Messenger RNA from Penicillium taxi, 1086 nucleotides. RefSeq names its product Carbon-nitrogen hydrolase. The record is from RefSeq and is a predicted model, not a curated record. The transcript has a single exon. Gene Ontology annotation, molecular function: hydrolase activity, acting on carbon-nitrogen (but not peptide) bonds, in linear amides. NCBI's taxonomy places the organism in Eukaryota, Fungi, Ascomycota, Eurotiomycetes, Eurotiales, Aspergillaceae. Bases 1 to 1086 code for a protein of 361 amino acids.
AUGAGUUCCGUCAAACUCGCACCGAGGCUCGUGACUGUUGCUGCUUGCCAGCUGGGUCCUAUUCAUCUCUCGGACUCGCGUCAGGAUGUCUUGAAACGCAUGUGUCUGCUUCUGGACCAAUGUGCGAAAGAAGGCGUCAAGCUUGCUGUUUUCCCGGAGCUAGCUUUCACCACAUUUUUCCCACGAUACUUCCUUGAGGGAAAGAAUUUAGACCAGUACUUUGAAAUUGAAAACCCGAGUGAAGGUGGAAUCGAACAGUCAGCCAAUGUGAAACCUCUCCUUGAUCAUGCCAAAUCACUCGGCAUUGAUGUUUAUGUCGGCUAUGCGGAAAGGAGCAUUCAAUCAGACGGCUCCCACAUUGAUUAUAAUUCCUCUUUAUACUACUCUUCACAAGAGGGUAAAGUCAUUGGAAAGUACCGCAAAGUUCAUCUCCCUGGCUCAGUCGAGCCUCAUACCGAGCCUGGUUCAUUCCAACAACUGGAAAAACGAUAUUUCCGCAAUGGCGACUUAGGAUUCCCUGCUUUCAGGGCACCAGGUCUCGUAAAUGGCGCUCUGAAGAAGUCUAGAGAUAUCAGUGAUGCAUCACAAACAGCUGGAAAAGGCGAUCCCAUCAUUGGCAUGCUAAUUUGCAAUGAUCGACGAUGGGCGGAAGCAUGGCGAGUGUACGGACUCCAAGGAUUGGAGCUUAUGUGUUGUGGAUAUAACACUACUGCCUUCCGCUCCACAUCUACUGGUCAUCCAGUACCGGGUCUUAGUCCCGAGGCAGCGGAAGAGGAGAUGACGUUCCAUCACAAGCUCUCUUGCCAGGGCAAUAGUUACAUGAAUGCUUGCUUUAGCAUUAACGUCGCCAAAACAGGCUCAGAAGAUGGACAUCCGCUGAUUGGUGGUACUAUCAUUGUUCACCCGCUUGGACAUAUCAUUAAGGAAGCCAAGACUAAGGAGGAUGAGAUAGUUGUGGCCACCAUCGACCUAGCCGACUGCCGUCAACUCAAGACAAGUGUGUUUGCAUUCGAAAAACAUCGUAAACCCGAGAGUUAUCACUCUAUCAUUGAGCGCACGGGGCCUAUUGAACCAGAGCUGUUGUGA